Colletotrichum chrysophilum is the source of this 1482-nucleotide messenger RNA. RefSeq lists its product as uncharacterized. The record is from RefSeq and is a predicted model, not a curated record. Gene Ontology annotation, biological process: carbohydrate catabolic process; fungal-type cell wall biogenesis. NCBI's taxonomy places the organism in Eukaryota, Fungi, Ascomycota, Sordariomycetes, Glomerellales, Glomerellaceae. The transcript has 3 exons. Bases 1 to 1482 code for a protein of 493 amino acids. Gene Ontology annotation, molecular function: mannan endo-1,6-alpha-mannosidase activity.
AUGUUGUCGUCAUUGAUUUCGGGCGUGGCGCCAGCGGCGCUGCUGCUUGCUGGGGCUGUCAAUGCAGAGUACUCUAUCGAGACACAAGAUGAUAUUCUCACCACAGCCAGCACGUUGGCAUACGACCUCAUGCUUUUCUACCAAGGAAAUAAGACCGGAGAGAUCCCAGGCAUCCUACCAGGACCACCAGACGAUGGGAAGGGAGAUUACUAUUGGUGGCAGGGCGGCGCGAUGAUGGGCACUUAUAUCGAUUAUUGGUUUUACACAGGCGACACAAGCUACAACCAUGUCAUUACGGAGGGCAUGCUACACCAAGUCGGACCCGGACGCGAUUACAUGCCACCCAACCAUACCGCCUCCCUCGGCAACGAUGAUCAAGGCUUCUGGGGCAUGGCAGCCAUGCUAGCAGCCGAAAACAAAUUCCCGGAUCCUCCAGAAGACCAACCGCAAUGGCUCGCGCUCGCGCAAGCCGUGUGGACGACACAGGCCAGCCCGGACCGCCACGAUGAGACAUGCGGCGGCGGUCUGCGAUGGCAGGUCCCGCCCACAAACACCGGCUACGACUACAAGAACACGAUUUCGAAUGGGAUCUUUUUUAACAUGGGCGCGCGUCUGGCGCGGUACACGAAUAACGAUACGUACGCUCGCUUUGCGGAAGAGAGCUGGGAUUGGAUGUGGGCGGUGAACUACAUCGACCACGAGAACUACCGAGUGUAUGACGGAGGCCACGUCCCGAAGAACUGCACCAACGUCUUUAAGGCUACCUUUUCUUACAACAUCGCUAUUUUGAUGCAGGGCUGUGCAUUCAUGGCCAACCACACCGGAGAACAGAAGUGGUUCGACCGCACCGAGAGACUCGUCGAGUCCGCCCUCCUGGACUUCUUCGCCGACGGUGCCGCAUACGAGGUGCCCUGCGAAUUUGAGCAAGGACGCUGUUCCCAAGAUAUGCUGAGUUUCAAGGGAUAUCUUCACCGCUGGAUGAACGUCGUAUCUCAGCUAGUGCCAUCGACCCGCGAGCUCAUUCGGCCUGUCCUUCUCAAUUCGACUCGGUCUGCGCUGAAACAAUGCACCGGAGGAACAUCCGGACGCGCUUGCGGCUUUUACUGGACGAAGGGAGUGUUCGUUGACCCUGCGGUCGAUAAGACGAGUGGUGCAGGAGAAGCCAUGGAUGCGUUGGGUGCCGUGCUGAGCAUCAUGGACCCCGAGGCCCCUGCGACCAACUCCACGGGAGGCACGUCAAAGGGUGACCCGAAUGCCGGCAUGAACUCUCAUCCGUACCGUGAGUUCUCGCCGAUUACUACGGGCGACAAGGCCGGUGCUAGCUUCAUUACUAUCAUCAUGUUGGUGAGCGCCGUGAGUAUUUGGGGAUGGAUGUCCAUCGGCGCUUCGGAAUGGAAUGAGAGCAAGGGCAAGGGCCCUGGAAAGUCGGAGGGUUUGGAGCCUGACACAUCAAAGGAGAGUGUAUUUCCGGCCUUCAGGUAG